Danaus plexippus (monarch butterfly) is the source of this 3557-nucleotide messenger RNA. RefSeq names its product baculoviral IAP repeat-containing protein 7-B (gene Diap2). Gene Ontology annotation, cellular component: nucleus; cytoplasm. Gene Ontology annotation, biological process: positive regulation of protein ubiquitination; regulation of cell cycle; negative regulation of apoptotic process. Bases 174 to 1886 code for a protein of 570 amino acids. The transcript has 11 exons. Gene Ontology annotation, molecular function: cysteine-type endopeptidase inhibitor activity involved in apoptotic process; ubiquitin protein ligase activity. The record is from RefSeq and is a predicted model, not a curated record. NCBI's taxonomy places the organism in Eukaryota, Metazoa, Arthropoda, Insecta, Lepidoptera, Nymphalidae.
UGUCAACUUCAAAAUUGACAUAGCAAUAUUGAUUCUUAAUUCGUUUUUGUACAUACAAUAAAUACAACAUAAGUAUUAGGAUUAGUUUUAAAUUUAACUAACAAUUAGGUAACUAAUCUAAGAAUAUUUAUUAUUAAGGACAGACCAUAACAUCGCCAAACCAAAUUAUUAUAAUGAAUCGUGAGGCCAAUAGAAUAAAUACUUUUACGAACUGGCCAACCUCAGCGCCAGUGGAACCAGCGAGGAUAGCUAAGGCGGGUUUUUUCUACACUGGUCAGGGGACCGAAGUUCAGUGUUUUAGUUGCGGGCGUAAAAUAUCUGAAUGGAAUUACGCAGACCAAGUGAUGUGGAGGCAUAGAACGUUAGAACCGAAUUGCGCGUUCGUAGUUAAUCCUGUUUUAUCAGGUAACGUACCGUUAGUGUUAGGUCGUGAGUGUUCUGUUCAAUCUAACCGACCAUCAGAAAUUGAGGAAGAGCAAUCCCAAGAUUACGGAUUGACCGAAGAGGACGAAAUGUAUAAGAGUGACUCACUGAGACUUUUGUCUUUUGUGAAUUGGUAUGAUUAUAAUGAUGAUUCUUCAGUGUCCCGUGAAGAAUUGGUGAGUGCCGGUUUUUAUCAUGCUGGUGAAGGUCGACUUCGUUGCGCUUGGUGCGGGGGGGAACUUGCUCAUUUUAGAAGAUUUGGGUCCCUUGAUCCUCCUCUCGAGGUACACAGAAGAUACUUUCCUCGUUGUUCCCAUGCAGCGGCCCUUGAAAUGGGUCGACGUAACAUGUCAGCAGUUUCGUCUCCGUUGUUCAGUCAGCCGCUUAUAACGCCCGUACAAUCACUGCCCCUGUCUAUUGCACCACAAACUUCGGGCGCCCAACACAACGCCCGUGUUAUGGAGGCGGGUGGAGAGUGGAGGUCUCUGGGGGUGGUGGGCGGAGGGGCCCGGCAUCCCACACGGGCCGCGCUCGCCGCCCGCCUCGCUACCUUCGAGCGCUGGCCCGCGGAUCGCGCUCAGGCCCCCAAGGCCUUGGCCGCUGCUGGCUUCUUUUACACUGGGAUUGAUGAUCAGGUUCGUUGUUUCUACUGUGACGGUGGGCUCGGUAAGUGGGAAAGCGGAGACGCGCCGUGGUCCGAGCACGCGCGCUGGUUCCCACACUGCGGGUACGUGCUGCUCGUCAAGGGGAGGGAGUUCGUGGACAGCUGCAGGAGGGAGAGACCUAGACCGUUACCACCUGUGAGGGGAACCCGCGACGCUAUCAACUACCCGAUAACAGAGAGUCAGAUAGAUGAAUGUAUGGAGAGUGGACCCGCUUUGGCUGCCUUGAGUGCUGGUUUAGAUGCGGCCAGGGUGAGACGAGCUGUGGUGAGAAGACUACAAGCAACAGGAACACCUUUCACGUCAUCAGAAGCUCUAAUAGAUGCUGUGUUGGACGGCCAGUUGAACGAGGAGGCCUGGCUGGUGUCACCUUCGUCCCUGGCAGCGAGGGACCUCCUGGCUGGCACUCUGAGAGGACUCGUGCCUACAUCCCGCCUGUUCCAUUCUAACGUGGAAGACGAUAGGUCAGACAGUCGGGCUUCACAGUCCGAUAGUCCUGUCGCGUCGCCCACACCGAGCGUCACCCCGCAAACUGAGACACAAACAGACGCACAGCCAGAGGUGCAACAGAAAAACACUAAUAAUAAUGAGCCAGAGGAAUCAAUGAAGCUCAGUCUCCAAGAAGAAAACAGACAGUUGAAGGAAGCUAGGAUGUGCAAAGUUUGUAUGGACAGUGAGGUAAGCGUGGUGUUCCUUCCAUGCGGCCACCUUGUGUCGUGUGCGGGUUGUGGCGCAGCCCUGGGGGCGUGUCCUCUCUGUAGGGCUCCAGUGAAGGCCCUAGUCAGAGCCUACCUUGCUUAGUACAAAUUCCCACCAUUCAAAUCUUCAAGUCGUCUGAACAAAGACCAAAUCAUUUAUUUAUGACAUCUGUCAGCUUAAUAGAGAUUUAAUUUGUAACUUAUAAUUAAAUCCGAUGUUAUAGCUGAAUGUAUUUAGUGAGGAUUUAAAUGACACACAUAUAUAUAUAUAUAUAUAUAUGUAUAUGUGUUUGUAUGUAUGUCACUGUAUAUGUCAUACAUAUAUGGAAAUUCUUUAGUGAGAUCAAUAAUCGUAGUGUUAAAAUUAAUUUCUUUGAACAGUUUUAGUUGUAAGUAGUAAUAUUACCAAUUCUGUAGUAUCUAGCAGCUAUAAAUAUUGUUCACGUUGCAAUAUAGAAUGGUCUAAAACUUAGUAUAGCAUAACAUAAAUAUUGUAAUAGCCGAAAAUCUGAAGUAAGCCAUUUGAUUAAUAAGUUAUAUGUCCAUUACAGAUAUAUGCUUGAAAAAGUCAUAUAAUUAUCUGCUUUUUUUGUCGUUUAAUGAUUUGAAAAAUUGAUAUAAACUAUUUACUUCAUAAUGCCGAAUACUUCAUAGCCGAAUUAUUAAAAUUUAUUUUAGCCAGUUGGUUAACUAUUUAAUGGAAUGGCUAAAGUAAGUUAAUCAAAGCCAGAUGUAUAUUCAAUGCUUUGUAGCUCCACUAUUUUUGUAAAUUUUAAUAGUAUUCUUUUGAAGGACACUUCAAAGUAAAUUUAUAUUAAAAUCAUGAUAUUAUAAAAAAAAAGUACUUACAUACAUAUAAUAAAAUUUGGCUUAAAAUGUUAAAUUUGACUAAUAAAUUAAUCUAAAGCAUAUAAUAUUUUAAUUAAAUAUAAAUAAAAUAUUAUUUAUCAAAUUGACAUCCAAAUUGAAUGAUUUGAAAUAUCAAAUUUGCAUGUGUUACGGUUAUUUAAGAAAUGAUCUGAGUUUGUUGGAAAAUGGUUUUAAAAUGUCUAUUGAUAUAUUAAAAAUUAAUGUUAAAUUAAUUAAUUAUCUAGGUUUGACCUAAAAAUGAUAUGACAUUGGAAUUUAUGAUUUAAGUUUGAAAUUAGAAUUAAUGUUUAAAAACUAAAAAGGUUUUAAUCGACAAGUAUUUCUUAAUAUGCAUGGGAGUUAAAUAAUGUUCUAAGAAGUUUGAUCGGACAUUCUGUUUAAUGUUUAAAUUUAUAAUGUUAUUUUUAAAGUGUAAAAUUAUUUUAUCACAUAUGAGUAAAAUAUGUUUUUCAAAGUGAAAAACGCAAAUAGCUAAAUAUAUUUCCAAUAAUAAUACCAUUAUCUUUACAUUUAAUAUAAAAAUAAAAAAUAUUAUUAAAAUUUAUUUUUAUGACAAACUUUAUUGUGCUAGUGAUGUAUCCAUGAAAUAGUAUGGGGACGGAACAUGAUUUCAGUACAUGUUAAAUCAUUGCAAGAGUUAAUGGCAACAUUGAUGAGAAAAAAACAUAAGUAAAUUUCUUGAACACCUAAAGGUGGAAUAUAACAAAAUUAUUAUUUAUUUAUAUAUGAAAAAAGAAUUAAAAUAUUAUCAUUAAGAUUAUUAUUAUCAGUGAGAUAAUAUAAAACAACGUGUAUAUUCAACCUUUUUAGUAUGUAACUGUAAUGUGAUUUUAGGUUAUGUAGUGAAUUGUCUUUAUUGUAAUAUUACAAGUUUGAAUUAAAUAUACGAAGUAAUAAAAUAUAA